This is a messenger RNA of Platichthys flesus (European flounder), 3380 nucleotides long. Its product is annotated as protein-glutamine gamma-glutamyltransferase 2-like. Gene Ontology annotation, molecular function: protein-glutamine gamma-glutamyltransferase activity. The transcript is spliced from 15 exons. The record is from RefSeq and is a predicted model, not a curated record. Bases 61 to 2226 code for a protein of 721 amino acids. Gene Ontology annotation, biological process: peptide cross-linking. Lineage: Eukaryota; Metazoa; Chordata; Actinopteri; Pleuronectiformes; Pleuronectidae.
GCGACUGCCAGGGUUCCUUCACGCUUACGUCUUUCACUGUAGAGACACAACUCUGCAGACAUGACAGAAGAAGCUCGGACGAGUUCCGCAGGCAUGACGGAGAUGGUUAAAGAACUAAUCUUGAAGGACGUGAACCUCCACUGUCCGACCAACAACUUCUCACACCACACCAGUGAGAUCUCCCUGACGGAGCUGUUUGUCAGGCGAGGUCUUCCCUUCACUCUGACCCUCACUCUGUCGCAGCCUUUCAAACCAAAACUUUACCCGCUCACCAUGGUCGCAACGACAGGUUUGGUUACAUCCGAGGAACAGGGCACAAUUUCGUACUUUGGAAUCCCCGACAGCGUGGUCCGGUCACCAUCAGCAAAGGCUGUGUGGAAGGCAGUGCUUGAGGAGGAGAGGUCCUCCCCAGAGAAAGGCAUCUUGGUUCUAAACAUCACCCCCCCGGCUAACGCCCCCAUAGGAGCGUAUGUACUCACUGGGAAAUACAGGGAAGAGGAAAUGUUGCUGGCAAAGCCGGUGGUGUUCUUCAACCCCUGGUGUCCUGAUGACACGGUGUAUCUAUCUGACGAGAAGGAAAGACAAGAGUAUGUGAUGAGUGAACAAGGAAUCAUCUACGGAGGAUCUGGAAACUACAUCUCUAGCCGCACGUGGGACUUCGGACAGUUUGAGGACGACAUGGCGAAGAUUUGCAUUAAGUUGCUGGACGUUAACCCCAAACACGCGGAAAACCCAGCUGAAGAUGUCGGUGGUCGCUCUUAUCCCGUCUACGUCAGCCGUGUGAUCAGCGCCAUGAUCAACUCUGACGGCGACCAUGGCGUUGUGAUGGGAAGGUGGGGGGGUCCGUAUACCGCCGGGUAUAAACCCACUCACUGGACCGGCAGCCACGCCAUCCUCAAACGCUGGUACGACUAUGGCUGCCAACCGGUCAGAUACGGCCAGUGCUGGGUGUUUGCUGGCGUGAUGUGUUCAGUGAUGCGUCUGCUGGGCAUCCCCUGCCGCGUGGUCACCAACUUCGAGUCAGCCCACGACACUAACAGCAAUCUGAUCAUCGACGUGUACCACGCAGACUACGGUGUCGCAGAGAAAAGUUCUCCUGACAGUGUUUGGAACUACCAUGUGUGGGUGGAGGGCUGGAUGAAACGUCCAGAUCUGAAGGAAGGUGAUAAGUACGACGGCUGGCAAGUUCUGGAUCCGACACCGCAGGAGAAGAGCAACGGUGUUUACUGCUGCGGUCCAGCCUCGGUCAAAGCCAUCCAGAGCGGAAACAUCAACCUCAAGUACGACAUCCCGUUCAUCUUCGCUGAGGUCAACGCGGACUGUGUGGACUGGCUGGUCAAAGCUGACCGCUCGAAAAUUAAGAUCUUCUCCGACACCAAGAGAAUCGGUCAGAACAUCUCCACCAAGUCUGUCGGCUCGAGAAAGAGGAUGAACAUCACCGACACCUACAAGCACAGGGAGGGGUCCGACAAGGAGAGGGACGUCUUCACGUACGCCCUCACCAUAGCAGGUGAAGAGACGGAGGGGAACGGGGCGGUGAUCGAUACCUCGGGAGCAGCAGGUGAGGGCGCUUCGGGCUCCGAUGUGUCCAUGCGAUUUGAGGAGUUGUCCAAACCAAUCAACGGGAAGGACGUGAGCAUUAAGCUGUUGCUUCACAGCAAGUCCACCUUCGCCAGGCUGCUGUCCAUCAACAUCAGCGUCCAGGCCAUGAGCUACAACGGCUCCUCGGCCGGGAACAUCCAGUCCGAGGUGAAGGAGGAGACGAUGCAGCCUGGGACAGAACUAUCCGUCCCCAUCCUGGUCCCGUUCUCGGCCUAUCACAAGCUCAUGGUGGAGUGUGACAGCAUGAAGGUCACAGCCAUGGUCAAUGACAAAUACAAGCCGGAGCAAGUCUACCUGGCAGAGAAUGACAUUGUGCUGAUGGAUCCUCCUUUCACCUUAACAGUUUCCAGAACGACCAGACUGCAACAAGAAACCAGUGGAGUAUUGAUUUUCAAGAACCCGGCAGACGAGAGGCUGACGGGAUGCAGACUGACUCUGUCAGGAAGUGGAGUAUUUAAAAAGGAGGAGGACUGCAAGCUCCCGGACCUGGCACCAAAACAACAGUUCCGUAUCAACAUCUUCUUUUAUCCCUACAAGACGGGAAAGAAGACGAUCACGGCCGUCUUCGACUGCUCCACCUUCAGGGACAUCCAGGCCACCUGCAAGAUCGAGGUCACAGAGUAACAUCUCAACUCCGCAGAGUCUCGUUCCAAGGUCACAAGCUAAUACAAAAAAAAAAAGCUAAAAUCUUCGCAGCUUAAAGGAGAUUUAUUGAGCUCAUGUUCAGGUUUGUCUGGGUCCUAUGUCUUCGCUACAACAGGAACUAUUUUUCAUCCGUCCCAUGUCACGAACGUUAUCAACAAACACACACUCUUGCUCGCUGUGAUUGUUCCGGACAUUCCUCCGCUAUUUCAGGAAAACGUCUAGAGUUCACUGAGGCUCUAAAAACAGCUUUAACUUUCACUUCAUUCAGUGACCUCUAUAAGAGAGAUAACAAAUGUGUUUCUCAGUUAAAUAUCGGUGCAGGGUACAAAAAGCUUUUCAACAAACCGCUGUGAACUUCACUCAGAACCAAAAAGCUUUCUUGCAGCUUCGCAUUAUUCACUUUUAUAUGAUAAAGCCUGGAGAUGGACCACUGCUUAAAAAAGAAGAACAACGAGAAAGAUGCCAAACAUACGACACAUGAACAUUUAAAUGUAUCUGCUUAAAUACGUUGAUUUCUUUUAAGGUCUGACUUGGAUCCCAGCUGGUUUUUAAAGUCUGAUCCUGAAACUAGAUUCUCAUCAGAAUGUUUCAAUUUGCUUGAACAAUGUAACUCAGUUUUUUUUGUCUUGAGGAUAAAUCUCCGACUCUCCGACUUUACCUUGAAUAAAAAAAAAAAAAAAAAAAGUAGUAGUUUUGCUUUAUUUUGAAGAUUUUGUAUUUUCUUGAUUUUUGUCAUCCUUGGUAUCUACCCUCGGGGUUGAAUGCACUUAUUGUCGCUUGGAUAAAAGCGUCAGCUAAAUGAAAUGUAAUGUAAUGUAAUGCAGGGAUCUCCAGGUAACAGUGGCCUCUGCUGGACAGACUGAAGACAAACUCUUCAUUCUCUAAAAUAGAAACAGAACAACUGCUGCUCUCUGUCUCAUGAUGCGUUCAGGAAAACUUGGUAGAAAAGGUCCUCAACUCAGGGGUAAAACUUUUUAGUCUUAUCGAAGAUUUCAGGGGCCAAGUCAAGACAACAACACAACUGCUGGUGACCAAAUAAAAUGUGAACACAAUGGGAAAUGUUCAUGUUUUUUGUGUGUUUCCACGGUGCUUUACCACAAAGAGUUUUUCUUUCUGUUGUCGGGGGUCAAUAA